Rhopilema esculentum is the source of this 2649-nucleotide messenger RNA. Its product is annotated as protein kinase C iota type. Lineage: Eukaryota; Metazoa; Cnidaria; Scyphozoa; Rhizostomeae; Rhizostomatidae. The record is from RefSeq and is a predicted model, not a curated record. Gene Ontology annotation, biological process: protein phosphorylation; establishment or maintenance of cell polarity. Gene Ontology annotation, molecular function: protein binding; ATP binding; protein serine/threonine kinase activity.
AUUCCAAACAUAGUAAUCAGGCCGAUGAUGCGGUAGGAAGAAAAAUUUCCGGAAUUAUUGCAAAGAAAUUGCAAGCUGUGAGCACCUAUUCUAAGGUUUAUAAAGAACUUCUUUUGUCUAUUAUAAUCGUAAUUUGCCUUUGAAAGGUUUUUUCAGUCUUGCGAAAAGCUUUUUGCGAAUUGACAACAAUUUCAAAGGUAUUGCUCUUCCUGUUUUGGUGUUAGGCCGUUCCCGACACAAGACAUUUGACUAAGGUUUCGUGAGUGAACGACCGAGAGUUUAUAAUUUCCAAGUGCGCUGUCUCAGCUCGUCACAGUCGAAGAAGAAUUGCAGCACGAAAUGGAGAUGGAGGGAAUUCCACUACGAGCUGCUUUUAAUGGGGAUGUCACCUGUUUAGUAAUGGAUCCACAUAUUAGCUACGAGUCAUUACUCGGUGAUCUCAGAGACAUUUACAAGUUUGCCCCCAGGGAUAAAUUUACAUUGAAAUGGAUCGAUGAUGAAGGAGAUCCUUGCACCUUGACAUCACAAAUGGAACUAGAAGAAGCAGUGAGACUCUUCUUCCUCAACAGGGAUCCUCAACUUGUUAUAAAUGUUUUUAAAGGUGUUCCAGAUGAGCCUGGCCAACUGCUAGCUGGAGAAGAUCGUUUAAUGUACAGAAGAGGAGCUCGUAGAUGGCGUAAGAUUUAUCAUUACAAUGGACAUUCGUUUGUUACAAGGCGGUUUGGAAAGUUUGCGAAUUGCGAAAUUUGUCAAGAUAUGAUCUGGGGACUAGGAAGACAGGGAGCGCGUUGUCUCAAUUGCAAAAUUAUGGUUCACAAAAAGUGUCAUCGUUUGGUAUCUGUGGAUUGCAGUACAAUUCUUAGCUCGAUGGCCACAUCAGCUGCCCAGAAUCCCCAGAAUUACAGUUCAUUACCAAUGAACAGCAAAACCGGUGUAUUACAUGAACAUGCUUACAUGGGUCCAAAAAGAACCAAAAGUGAUAGUCCAGGCUCAAGGAAGAAAGGCGUCUACAGAGAUGUAGAUUUUAACGCAGACUCAAUGUCUAAAGAGCCAACUGGUGAAAGCUCUCUGAUUGGUCUAAAAGAUUUCGAUUUUAUUCGCGUGAUUGGGCGAGGCAGUUACGCCAAAGUUUUAAUGGUUCGGCUCAAACAGACUGACCGAAUUUAUGCGAUGAAAGUUAUUAAAAAAGAUCUUGUAAAUGACGAUGAAGAUAUUGACUGGGUGCAAACAGAAAAACAUGUUUUUGAAAUCGCAUCGAAUCAUCCAUUUUUAGUCGGCUUGCAUUCUUGUUUUCAGACCAGAAGUAGGCUUUUCUUCGUAAUCGAAUUUGUUAACGGUGGAGAUCUAAUGUUCCAUAUGCAGAAAAUGAAAAGACUUCAAGAGGACCAUGCAAGGUUUUAUGCAGCUGAGAUUUGUUGUGCCUUAAAUUUUCUCCACGAGAAAGGAAUCAUAUACCGAGAUCUGAAGCUUGACAAUGUUUUGCUUGAUGGAGAUGGGCAUGUUAAGUUAACGGAUUACGGCAUGUGUAAGGAAGGCCUACAACCCGGUAUGACCACAAGUACAUUCUGUGGAACACCAAAUUAUAUUGCACCCGAAAUUUUAAGAGGAGAAGAUUACGGCGCAAGUGUUGAUUGGUGGGCUCUCGGGGUCUUACUUUACGAAAUGUUGGCUGGGAGAUCGCCUUUUGAUAUCGUGACAGCCAGUGACAAUGCAGAUCAGAAUACCGAAGAUUACCUAUUCCAAGUGAUCCUGGAAAAUCCUAUUAGAAUACCGCGAUCGCUUUCCGUUAGGGCUUCAUCAUGCCUCAAAGGGUUUUUAAACAAAAAUCCAAGAGACAGGCUAGGCUGCCAUUUGCAGACCGGAUUUGCCGAUAUCAUGUCCCACCUGUUCUUCAAGGCCAUUGACUGGGAAGCUCUUGAGAAGCGACAAGUGAUGCCUCCCUACAAGCCAAACGUAGCUGGAGAACAAGAAGUACUCGGCAAUUUUGACCAGCAGUUCACAACUGAGGCAGUCCAGUUAACACCAGACGACCCGUCGACUCUGGAAACUAUUGAUCAAUCAGAAUUCGAAGGUUUCGAGUACAUCAACCCCCUGCUUAUGUCUAGUGAAGACACUGUCUGAGUCUGACUCUAUAUGUAUUGUCUGUAACAUCAAGGAGGUCUCGUCGUAUGACAGAUUUUCUCUAUACAGGCAUAUCGAGUAUUUUUGAUAGAACUUUUAAUAUUAUAGGUAUCAAGGAAUAUUUCAUUUGUAAGCUGUAAAUGGGCGAAGCUCAAAGCUUGAUCUAUUACCCAUUAAACCAUUUUGGUGAAUACUUUGUCCAGGCAAGCUGGAGCAUCAGUUUUGCGUUUAGUUACAAAAAAGCUUCCAGAUCGUCAGUGAAUCCCCUUUAAUUUUUGAGAUGAAUCCCUUACUUUCCCUUAAGAAAAUUCCCUUGUCGUGCGUACAGUACAAUAAUAGUCAAAAAUCGUUUUUCAUUUAAUUCCCCAGUUCUAAGACUAGGUGUUAACAGGAGCAGGCAUAUGAUCUUGUUGGCAAAAACUGUUUCUCCAUACCCGUUAUUACGUGUAGUCCAACACGCUCUAAACAUGGAGAACUUUUUUUUCUGGGUUCUCGAAGAUUGAACUUUUGAUUGGAAUAUUUGGAGAU